Molecule: messenger RNA, 3418 nt
Organism: Cucurbita moschata (crookneck pumpkin)
Lineage: Eukaryota; Viridiplantae; Streptophyta; Magnoliopsida; Cucurbitales; Cucurbitaceae
Product: probable alpha,alpha-trehalose-phosphate synthase [UDP-forming] 9
Exons: 4
Coding region: 347-2929 (860 amino acids)
Biological process (GO): trehalose biosynthetic process
Cellular component (GO): cytosol
Molecular function (GO): catalytic activity
Source: RefSeq, a predicted model, not a curated record
ACCACGAGGAAAAGGAGAGAUGGUCAAAAAAAUAAUAACAAUUUCUCUUUCGGAUAAACUGUAUUUAUACCAUUUUCUUCUUCCUAAAUCCGGCCUUUUCUUUUCAUUUUCUUCUUCUUCUUCUCUCUUUUGAUCCAUCAACCACCGGCACGCUCACUGUUUCUUCCUUCAAUUUUUUCGCUCCGGGACGUCUUUAUCGCCGUCGUCGCUGUUGUUGUCUACCUUCUUCUGCCGAUCGCUUCGACUGUUUGAGAGUACCUGCACUUUACUUGCAGAUCAAGUUCUUGUCUUUCUUCUUCCCUUUGUUUGAUUGGUAACUAAGAGAUAAGAGAAGUAGUGGAAACUCAUGGCAUCAAGAUCCCCCACAAAUUUUUUGGACCUGGCUUCUGGAGAUUUACUUGAUCUUCCUCGUACACCUAGACCCCUACCACGGGUAAUGACUGUUCCUGGAAUUAUUUCAGAAAUGGAUGACUAUGGGAGCAAUGACGGAGAUUCGGAGUCUUCAUCUGUAUGCCGUGAGCGCAAAAUCAUAGUUGCAAAUAUGUUGCCCUUGCAAGCUAAAAAAGACGGGCAAUCUGGCAAAUGGUGCUUCAGUUUUGAUGAGGAUUCAAUUUUAUUGCAAUUAAAGAAUGGGUUUUCACCUGAGAUGGAGGUUAUAUACGUGGGUUCCCUCAAGGUUGAAAUCGACGCCAACGACCAGGAAGAGGUUGCUCAGAAGCUUUUUGACAAUUUUAAUUGUGUACCUACAUUUCUACCACAUGAUCUACAGAAGAAAUUUUAUCUUGGGUUCUGCAAACAACAGAUAUGGCCCUUAUUCCAUUACAUGCUACCAAUGUGCCCAGAGCACGGUGAUCGCUUCGAUCGGCUGCUUUGGCAAGCCUAUGUUUCUGCAAAUAAAAUAUUUGCUGACAAGGUGAUGGAAAUCAUCAAUCCUGAAGAAGAUUCUGUUUGGGUUCAUGAUUACCAUUUAAUGGUUCUUCCAACAUUUUUAAGGAAGCGCUACAAUCGAGUUAAACUUGGAUUUUUUCUGCAUAGCCCGUUUCCGUCAUCAGAAAUCUAUCGAACUUUACCAGUUCGGGAUGAGAUUCUCCGUGGCCUGCUAAACUGUGAUUUAGUUGGUUUUCAUACGUUUGAUUAUGCUCGUCACUUCCUCUCAUGCUGUAGCAGAAUGUUGGGCCUGGACUAUGAAUCUAAGCGGGGACAUAUUGGACUAGAUUAUUAUGGCCGCACGGUAUAUAUCAAAAUUCUUCCUGUAGGCAUUCACAUGGGUCGGCUGGAAUCGGUGAUGAAUCUUCCAUCUACAUCUGCUAAAGUCAGAGAAGUUCGAGAUCAAUUCAUGGGGAAGAAAUUAAUUCUUGGUAUUGAUGACAUGGACAUUUUUAAGGGCAUAAGCCUGAAGCUUCUCGCUGUUGAACAGCUUUUACGGCAACGUCCUGAGUUGCGAGGCAAAUUAGUCCUGGUUCAAAUAGUGAACCCUGCAAGGGGAUCAGGUAAAGAUGUACAUGAAGCUCAGAAGGAAACCUACUUGGCUGCUGAAAGGAUCAAUGAAGCUUAUGGUUCAAAUAACUACAAACCUGUAAUUCUGAUUGAUCGCCCUGUUCCACGUUUUGAGAAGACUGCUUAUUAUGCAUUAGCAGAAUGCUGCAUAGUGAGUGCUGUAAGGGAUGGUAUGAAUUUGGUUCCAUACAAGUAUAUUGUUUGUAGGCAAGGAACUCCUUUUAUGGAUAAGGCUAUGGGCUUACAAGUUGGUUCUCCUCGGACGAGUAUGCUUGUAGUGUCCGAGUUUAUUGGUUGCUCGCCUUCUUUAAGUGGAGCUAUCAGGGUUAACCCUUGGGACAUUGAUGCUGUCGCGGAUGCCUUGGAAUUGGCCAUUACCAUGCCGGAGUCAGAGAAGCAGUUGCGGCAUGAGAAACAUUAUCGAUAUGUCAGUUCCCAUGAUAUAGGAUAUUGGUCUCGAAGUUUUAUGCUGGAUUUAGAGAGAGCAUGCCAAGAUCACUAUAGUAAACGGUGCUGGGGAAUUGGCUUGGGUCUGCGUUUUAGAGUUGUUUCUCUUUCUCCUGGGUUUAGGAAGUUAACAAUUGAUCACAUUGUCUCAGCUUAUAAGAGAACACAUAGAAGGGCGAUAUUUUUGGAUUACGAUGGCACUAUUAUUCCGCAAAGCUCCAUAAUUAAGACACCGAGCCCAGAAGUUAUCUCCGUCUUGACUACGCUUUGCAAUGACCCCUGUAACACUGUGUUCAUUGUUAGUGGGAGGGGGAGAAGUUCUUUAGGUGAAUGGUUUGCCUCUUGUGAGAUGUUGGGGAUUGCAGCAGAACAUGGGUACUUUAUAAGGUGGGGUGGAACUUCAGAAUGGGAAACCAGUCCAGUGUCUUCUGAUCUGGAUUGGAUUAAAAUUGUAGAGCCAGUGAUGAGAUCAUAUACAGAAGCAACUGAUGGGUCGUGCAUAGAACCAAAAGAGAGUGCUUUAGUCUGGCAUCAUCAAGAUGCCGAUUCUGACUUCGGAUCCUGUCAAGCUAAGGAAUUGCUGGACCAUCUAGAAAACGUACUUGCCAACGAACCAGCCGUUGUUAAAAGGGGUCAACAUAUUGUUGAAGUGAAGCCACAGGGAGUAAGCAAAGGGUUGGUCGCAGAAAAGGUUCUCUCGAGAAUGGUAGAUAGUGGAAGACCACCUGAUUUUGUGAUGUGCAUCGGAGAUGAUAGAUCAGAUGAAGAUAUGUUCGAGAGCAUAUCAAGCAUUGUCUCUAGUCCUUCACUGCCUUCCGCACCAGAAAUUUUUGCCUGCACUGUUGGGCGAAAGCCAAGCAAGGCGAAGUUCUACCUUGAUGACACUUCCGACGUCGUGAAAUUGCUGCAAGGCCUUGCCUCUACUUCACGUCCAAGACCUCGGCAACUACCCCAAAUGCGUGUUUCCUUUGAAAGUGUGUUUUGAGAGUAUUACCCACAUCACUCGAGUGCUUGCUUCUUCUUAGACAGGAUUUGGUGGAAGCGGAGCGAGUUGAAGGGUUCGUAGUGUGGAUGAUCAUUCUCACAAUCCACUCGAAGGCUUGCUUCUUCCAAAGGAUCCUUUAUAAGAAUUGGUGCACGGAAAGGCCCUUGCUGAAUCAGCAGUUGAGGCGGUUUUAUAACUUGAAGAGUGAUAUUUGGUAUUUUGGUCAAUAUCCUCAGCAGCAACUAGAGUUUCCUUUUGUAUAUAAUAACAACAGCAUCAUUUAUAGCUUCUGACGCCCACUAAAAUUGUCCUCUCCUCGAGAUGUCAAUAGUGUUGGGGGGCAGCAUUAUUAACUUGUAUAGGAAGAACAACUCUUUCUUGGCCGCAUUGCAUAAAGCCUCUGAUUUGAUGCUUCUUUCUAUAAUGAUUCUUUUAUUGUUGCAGUAGAGCAAAUUACAACUUAUUGUUGAAAGCCAAGCCUUACGAGUU